AUGAACUUAGACGUCAAGGUGGAACGUGGGAAAGGCAACAUUGGAAUGCGAAGUAUUGGUUUCUACAUUCACCAGACGGCAUUUAAACAAUAUUCAGAAAAAUAUGAAAUUCCAGCAUUGCUCGUAGAAUUGGAAGGACCGUGGUUGGGAGUAUCGGCCGUUCUGAACAUUAACGGAUCAAUUAUUCAUGAGACUUUGUCGCCUCAACUUCCAUUUGGUGCAUCAAACCAUUUAGCACAAACAGCGAUAUUGUGUCUGGCGUCGUUAAAACGUGCUGUCCUCGCUUUGUUUCAUUUCUACAAUCAAGAUGAACUCAGCAAGAUUCCUGCUACUUGUCUUCCAAGGACGUUAUGGGGACACCGUGCAUCGCUUCUGCGCAGCUAG
This is a messenger RNA of Plasmopara halstedii, 384 nucleotides long. RefSeq lists its product as uncharacterized. NCBI's taxonomy places the organism in Eukaryota, Oomycota, Peronosporomycetes, Peronosporales, Peronosporaceae. The record is from RefSeq and is a predicted model, not a curated record. The transcript has 2 exons. The coding region runs from base 1 to 384 and encodes 127 amino acids.